Cygnus atratus (black swan) is the source of this 2012-nucleotide messenger RNA. Its product is annotated as gastrula zinc finger protein XlCGF57.1-like. The coding region runs from base 161 to 1708 and encodes 515 amino acids. NCBI's taxonomy places the organism in Eukaryota, Metazoa, Chordata, Aves, Anseriformes, Anatidae. The record is from RefSeq and is a predicted model, not a curated record. The transcript has 5 exons. Gene Ontology annotation, molecular function: DNA-binding transcription factor activity; RNA polymerase II cis-regulatory region sequence-specific DNA binding. Gene Ontology annotation, biological process: regulation of transcription by RNA polymerase II.
AGCCCCCGGCUCCCAGGGCCGCCUUUGUCCGUGUCCACGGCCGUGCUGGGCGGGCGGCACAGAACCCGCAGGGCCGUCUGUCGCUGUGCACCCGUGUGGCUGAUCUGCGGGACGGGCCUCGCCGCAGACCCGGAGCACCCGACCCUGUCUGCAUGGACCGAUGUCUGGGCACGCUUCCCUCCCCACGCUGAGAGCCUGCAGGCGGCGGCUGCUCGGGCAGGGGUCGGGCGCAGACGGGGCCGCAGCGGCGCUCACGAUGCCGGUAACGUUCGAGGACGUGGCCAUCUACUUCUCCCCCGAGGAGUGGGCAGAGCUGGCGGGCUGGCAGCGGCAGCUGUACCGCGAGGUGAUGCUGGAGAACUUCGAGGUGCUCGCCUCGCUGGGCUGCCCCAGCACCAAGCCUGAGGUCAUCUGCGAGAUGGAGCAGGAGGAGACGCUGAGUGCGGGACGGCACCGGGAGCCUGCGGCGGGGAGGAGGCACCCGGCCCCCUGGCCAGACGGUGACUCUGGAGCCAAGCGGGAGGUGGAGGAAGGCCCGGAGCAGCCGCCGAUGCCCAGCACCUCCACCCCACGGACGCCCCGGCGGUGCCAGGCGAGCAGGAGAGGGGGGGUCCCAGCGGGAUGCCCCUGCCCCCAGCCCCUCCCGGCCCCCCCGCUGCAGAGGAAGCCACCCACGUGCCCGGAGUGUGACAAGAGCUUCAAGAGCAACACGGCGCUGACCAUCCACGAGAGGAGCCACACGGGCGAGCGGCCCUUCAAGUGCCCGCACUGCGGGAAGGGCUUUCCCUCCAAGGGGGACCUCAAGCGGCACCAGAAAACCCACGCGGGGCAGGGGGAGCCCCCCGGCCCCGGGCUCUGCCUCCCAGCCCUGCCACCACCAUCCCGGCCCCACCGCGGCCCCCCAGGCCCCAAGCGCCCCCACGCCUGCGGCGAGUGCGGAAAGAGCUUCGGCAAGAGCCGGGACCUGAGGAAGCACCAGCAGACGCACACGGCGGCGCGGCCCUUCUCCUGCCCGCAGUGCGGCAGCAGCUUUCGGCUGAAGCAGAUCCUGGUGUCGCACCAGAAGGUGCACGGCGGCGAGAAGCCCUUCUGCUGCGCCGACUGCGGGAAGCGCUUCGGCCAGAAGCACCACCUGCUGAGCCACCGCCGCGUGCACACGGGCGAGAAGCCCUUCUCCUGCGCGCAGUGCGGGCAGCGCUUCAGCCAGAAGCACCACCUGGUCAGCCACCAGCGCAUCCACACCGGCGAGCGCCCCUUCGCCUGCACCCGCUGCCCCAAGCGCUUCAAGGACAAGAAGACCCUCAUCAUCCACGAGAGGGUGCACACCGGCGAGAAGCCCUACAAGUGCGGCGAGUGUGGCAAGAGCUGCAGCCAGAAGCAGCACCUGAAGAGCCACCAGCGCAUACACCAGGGCCCGCGGGCGCUGGAGGACGGGCGGCCGGUCCCGCCGAGCGCGCGGCCAGAGCCCAAGCCCUUCCAGUGCGCCGGCUGCGAGAAGCGCUUUCGGGACGAGGGCAUCAUGUUGGCCCACCAGCGCACCCACGCCGAGCAGGGGCCACAGCCGGGGUGGGCGCAAGGCCCCGGCGCUCCCCAAAAACUGCCGCCCGCAGCCCCGCAGGCUGCCAGGAGGCCGAGGGCGUGCGGUGACUGCGGGAAGGCGUUCACCCAAGGCAGGUGCCCGCGGCUCCACCAGCGGAGCCACACGUGAGUGGGGAGCACGGCUCCGGGUGCUGCUGCCGGCUCGCCCCAAGGAGCACCCGCACCCAUGCCCGCAGCCACCUCGCCGUGCUCCAAGGAGGGUGCUCCUGAAGCAAGCAGGGCAGUGCUCGCCUCUGCGCCCUGUCCCCAGGCUGGUCCCCCCGCCUCACCGACAUCCCCCCCCCGACCAGACUGCGCUGAGGUGCAGCAGCAAAGCCCGGUGCUGUGGGCAGCUGGAGCCCCCCCUGCGCCCCUGGGCCGAGCCCCCCGUCGGUGGGCAUUAGUGCAGCUCCUCUUCCCUGCUGUGUUCGAGU